Arachis ipaensis is the source of this 543-nucleotide messenger RNA. Lineage: Eukaryota; Viridiplantae; Streptophyta; Magnoliopsida; Fabales; Fabaceae. The record is from RefSeq and is a predicted model, not a curated record.
AUGACAACAAUCUUGAAAGGUCUCUGUCUCUGCGGUAGUGUUGAAAAAGCAGUGCGCUUUCAUGACAGAGUGCUGGCUCAUGGAUUUCACUUCGACCAAGUCACUUAUGGGACCUUGAUCAAUGGCCUCUGUAAGACCGGACACACAUCAGCUGCUAUUCAAGUGUUGAGAAAGAUCCCACAUUAUGGCGUUGCUCCUGAUGUCUUCAUGUACAGCGCAAUUAUUGAUAGCCUCUGCAAGGAUACACUUGUAAGUCAGGCUUUUCAUUUAUUUUCUGAAAUGCUUGCUAAGGGAAUUUCUCCCGAUGUUAUCACAUACAGUUCUCUCAUUUUUGGAUUGUGUCUUGUGGGUCAAUAUAAGGAAGCCGUUGAUUUACUAAAUCAUAUGAUGCUUAAAAACAUUACUCCUAAUGUAUAUACCUAUAGUACUUUGAUCGAUGGGCUAUGCAAGGAAGGAAAGAUCAAAGAUGCUAAGAAUGUGUUGGCUGUGAUGAAAAAACAUGGUGUGAAACCAGAUGUGGUGUGGUUACUUAUAAUAGCUUAA